Messenger RNA from Dalotia coriaria, 4553 nucleotides. RefSeq lists its product as uncharacterized. The record is from RefSeq and is a predicted model, not a curated record. Gene Ontology annotation, molecular function: oxidoreductase activity; 2 iron, 2 sulfur cluster binding; iron ion binding. The coding region runs from base 589 to 4479 and encodes 1296 amino acids. Lineage: Eukaryota; Metazoa; Arthropoda; Insecta; Coleoptera; Staphylinidae. The transcript is spliced from 10 exons.
AGUGAUUAUGUGGUAAUAUUGGGCACGUGUAUUUAAAUAUUACAAUUAUUCCAAGGUUAUUGAACAUGAACACGAAAAAGUGAAACCGCUGGACAACGUUGGAAUUGAUAAAGUUAUGUAGACAUUCUUUGAUUGUUUGUUACCGAAUUGUGUUACUAUCGAAGUAGAAUUUUUUUUUAUGGAUGCAUGAAAUUAUAUCUAAACUUACGUUAUACUUUUACAUUAUUUUUAAUCUUGUUUCUAUUACAUAGAUUUAUUAUAUUUUGGAGCAUAGUGUAACUCAGUUCUAACAUGAGGCAGUGCUAGUAAGGUAUCAAUUGACAAACAAACAACUUUGUAGGGCCGAUUUUUUUCUACUUUGGAAUUUAGAUUUCAGAAAUGUGUUUACAUAAAAAUAUUUCUCAUUGCAUGUUGAUAUGUCAUGUUACGAAAUCUAUAAUAUAAUUUAAAAAUUCUUAUGUAAUUAUGGCAUAUUUACCAACCAUUAUUAUAAAAAAAUGUCUGAACUUAAUUACACAAAACGAUAAGGCAAUAUGUCCGCCAAUAAAUAUAACUUGAUUUGCACAUUUUGGUGUAAUUCAAGUCAAGAUGAGCAGUGAAGAAGGCAGCGAAAGCGACUAUAACAAUGAUGUUGAAAAUAAUUUUGGUCCUUGGAAAUUUCAGGAAACAAAUAAAAUAAUAUUUUUCUUAAAUGGCACUAAAAUAACAGUGGACACAACUACGAUUACUCCUAAAACAACUCUUAAUGAAUACCUUCGGAAGAAUUUACAUCUUACAGGAACAAAAUACAUGUGCAUGGAAGGCGGUUGUGGUGCUUGCAUCGUAUCGGCUACUUUCACAAACUUAAAUACAAAUACAAAAGAAACAAAAGCAAUUAAUUCGUGUUUAGUUACGAUUUUAAUGGUAGAAGGAUGGGAAAUCACUACUGUAGAAGGUUUGGGAAACCGCAUCGACGGUUACAAUGAAAUUCAAGAGAAAGUGGUCCAAUUUAAUGCCACUCAGUGUGGGUUCUGCACUCCUGGUAUGGUGAUGAACAUGUACUCUCUGAAAGAAUCUGGUGUAACUAAAAUGCAUCAAAUAGAAAAUUCCUUUGGAGGAAAUCUAUGCAGAUGUACUGGUUAUAGACCAAUUUUAUCAGCUUUCAAAUCAAUGGCAACUGAUGCCGAUGAAAGUAUUUUAGGCAUUGUACGCGAUAUUGAAGACCUCAAGCGUUGUUCUAACAACGAAAAUUGUUCCAAAAAAUGCUUGGAAUUUUCAAUGAACGACGAAAUACCUUCAAUUAUAAUGACAAACCAUAAUCACGUAAAUAAUAACGUUACUUCGGCAGAUAACUGGUAUAAAGUAUCUAAAAUUAAAGAUAUUUUCGCAAUAUUCAGAAGGAAUUCAAGAAGAACGUACCAACUUGUAUCUGGUAAUACCGCAAAAGGUGUUUAUAAAGAUAUAUCAAAUCGUGAUUAUUUUAUUGAUAUUUCGGGAGUAAAAGAGCUUCAAGGCUACUCUCAUAAUACUUCAAAGUUAAUCUUAGGUGGUAACAUGACGCUAAGUGAGACAAUGCAAAUAUGCCAAAAAGUUUCUGAGAUUGAUGAUGGUUUCAAACAUCUGGCUAAAGUUGCAACACAUUUGGAUGUUGUUGCGCAUGUGCCAGUUAGAAAUAUUGGUACCCUUGCUGGUAACCUAGCAAUGAAGUAUACAUACAAUGAAUUUCCGUCCGACAUUUUUCUGUUGUUGGAAACAAUUGAUGCGGUUUUAGUUAUAGACAAUGGUAGACGUCUACGCAAAAUUUCGCCCAGUGAGUUUCUUGAUUUUGACAUGAAUAAAAAGAUUAUCAGAAGCAUUGAAAUUCCAACAUUGGAUAAUAAUUAUCAAUUUGAUUCUUACAAAAUUAUGAAACGAGCACAGAACGCUCACGCCAUCAUAAACGCGGGGUUUUUAAUUAAAUUUAAAAAGAAUGUUGUGGAUAAAUGUACAAUUGUAUUUGGAGGUGUGAAUUCAACAUUUAUACAUGCUAGUAAAACAGAAAAAUUGAUCAAAGGAAAAGUCCUUUUUGACAACAAGAAUUUACAAAGUUUCUUCGCCAAAUUGCAAUCUGAAAUCAAGCCGGACAAUACUAUGCCAGAUCCUUCUCCAGAAUUUCGGAGAAAACUCUGCAUAAGCUUAUUUUACAAGUUUGUUUUGAGCAUUACUCCAAAUGAACUAAUUUCACCGCGCAAUAAAUCUGGAGCAUCAAAACUAGUCAGACCUUCAGUUUCAACUGGUGUCCAGGAUUAUAAAACGAAGGAAUCUAUGUAUCCGGUGGGGGAACCAAUUCAUAAAAUAGAAGCCGCAGCCCAGACAUCUGGAGAAUUAAAAUAUGUAACUGAUGAAGCUGAUAAUUAUGGUCAAUGUUUUGCUGUUUUUGUUCAGGGUAAAGCAGUACCAGGAUCAGUUCUGAAAUUAAUUGAUGCAUCAACAGCAUUGAAACUAGAAGGAGUUGAAGGUUUCUUCCAAGCUGCUGACGUUCCUGGAGUAAAUUCAUUUACGAUUCCAAACAAAGUACUAGAAUUCGAUGAUGAAGAAAUAUUUUUAGGAAUCGGUGAUAAACUAAAAUAUUAUUUUCAACCAGUUGGUAUAAUUGUCGCAAAUUCUCAAGAAAUUGCUGAUGCUGCAUCAAAAUUGGUUAAAGUUACUUUUGAUUCUACUAAAACAGAACCAGUGCUUACGACUACAGACGCACUUAAACAUCCUGAUCGAAUAAAACACUUCAACACCUGGAUGCCAAAAAAUCAAAAUGAUGCUCCUAUAAAAUUUGAGGGAGUGUUUGAAUCUUUACCUCAAUACCACAAUCACAUGGAAUUACAAGUGGCUUCUGUGAAUCCUGGAGAUAAUGGCAACAUAAAGAUUCACAUUGGCACACAAUGGAUAAACUCUGUGCAAUCAUCAGUUUCAAGGUCAAUGAACAUACCAGCUCAUAAAAUCAACGUUGAAGUUAAAUGGGUAGGAGGUAGUUUUGGUGGUAAAGUAACUCGAGCAAAUUGGAUGGCAUGUGCUGCUACACUAGCAGCCAUCAAACUAAGAAAACCAGUCAAGUUAUUCAUGUCCCUAGAAGCAAAUAUGAACAUUAUAGGCAAAAGACACUCCAUAAGAUCAACUUAUAAUGUGGGUGUGGACAAGAAUGGAGUUUUUGGGUCCCUAAAUACUAAUUUGUAUUGUAAUACCGGUGUGUACAGAAACUCUGCAAUAGAAGAGUUUAUGGUUGAGUUAUAUGAAGGUCCUUAUGUUACGGACACGUUCUAUACUGAAUUGGACAUUGUUAAAACAGAUAAUUCAGCAGCAACUUACAUGAGAAGUCCUGGUUAUAUGGAAGGUAGUGCUAUUAUUGAGACUAUCAUGGAUCAUAUUGCUUGUAAAUUGGAUAAAGACCCAAUUGAUGUUAGAUUGGCUAACUUAAAGAAUGACAAUCUUUUAAAGAAAAUCAUUAAUGAUACUUUAGAAUGGUCGGACUAUAGAAAACGAAGAUCUGCAAUAGAAAAAUUUAAUCAGGAAAACAUUUGGAGGAAAAAAGGUAUUUCCUUAGUACCAAUGGCAUAUGCCCUAACAGGACUAUCUCCUUACUUUGCACAAGUUUCAAUCUACCAAUCUGAUGGUACCGUAGCCAUUACACAUGGAGGGAUUGAAAUUGGUCAAGGUAUAAACACUAAAGCAGCUCAAGUUGUUGCCUAUGUUCUGGGAAUUGAUUUUAAUAUGGUCAGUGUAUUGCCUUCUAACAAUUUUACGACUCCCAAUAAUUUUGUCACCGCGGGAUCAGUUACUACGGAAUCUAUCUGCAUGGCUUUGAAUACAGCAUGUACCAGCUUGAUCACACGUAUUAACCAAGCAGCAACUGACAAUAAACUUCCUUCUGAUUCGCCGUGGCUUAAAAGGGUACAGAAUGCACAUGCAAAUGGGUUAUCUCUCACUGAAAAUGCAAUUUAUGCUCAUGACCAAACUAAUCCAACAAUAUACGUAGUUUAUGGAGCGAGUGUCAGUGAAAUAGAGUUGGAUGUUUUGACUGGUCAAAUUAUCGUUCAAAGGGCUGAUUUAGUUGAAGACACGGGCGACUCUUUAAAUCCUUUUAUAGAUAUUGGACAAGUAGAAGGGGCUUACAUGAUGGGGUUAGGUCAUUGGACGAGUGAAGAACUAAUCUAUGAUAAUAAAGGUGCAUUGAAAACAAACAAUACUUGGAAUUAUAAAAUUCCUGGAGUGAAAGAUAUACCAGUUGAUAUGAGAGUGAAAUUUCCAGACGGAAUACCAAAUCCUUUAACUCCGUUUAAAAACAAAGCAACUAGUGAGCCACCAUUUUGUUUGGCGUUUUCUGUCCCACUGGCAAUCAAACAUGCGUUAAAAUCAGUCAGAACACAGUUUGAUAAAAAUCUUGAUCCUUGGGCAACAAUGGAUGGUCCUUGUUCACUGGAAUGGAUAUUCAUGAAUAGUAAUCAUGAUAUUAAACAAUAUGAACUAUAAUUUCAGAUUAAUUAUAUUUUUAAUUUGUGAAGAUAACAUCGUUAAUAUGUGACUAAUAAAUUACGUUUGGGCAA